UUUCUCUACAUUGCCAUCUCUCAAAUCACCUUCUUACCGAAGAUCAGCUUCAUUGGCCUUGCAACAGGUUCAAUACCUCUAGCACAUCUCUCAAGAAGCAUGAAGAAAAACAUCAUGAUUUUCCUAUCCCUCGCCAUCCACGCAGGCGCAAAGUGCAUACCCAUCUACACAUGCGUGGACCCCGCUGAUCUCCAUUGUCAACCCGGCAAAGGUAGUAGAUGUAAUUGGCACCGGAAUAUAGACGAUACGGGCAGUCCAUGUCCGACGAAGCGUUGGAAGUGUUUUGAUGGAGAAUGCCAUAAUAUCAUAGAAAUGCUGAAUGGGGAGAAAAUCGCCAAGACUUGUUAUGUCAUGUGCUGCGAGAAUGAGUCGGAUUCUGAGACUCUGUAA
This is a messenger RNA of Bipolaris oryzae ATCC 44560, 390 nucleotides long. RefSeq lists its product as uncharacterized. The record is from RefSeq and is a predicted model, not a curated record. The annotation marks the transcript as partial. The transcript is spliced from 2 exons. NCBI's taxonomy places the organism in Eukaryota, Fungi, Ascomycota, Dothideomycetes, Pleosporales, Pleosporaceae.